GUUUCUCCUAGCGCCAUCUGGAGGGAGAAAAGGAAAAAAGAAUAUUGUUCAUUUGUUGUCAUAUUUAAUAUUUGUUUGUUUAUGAGAUAUUUCUAUUGAGGAUUAUUGUUUAAUGUGACAUUUUCUUUCUCAUUUAUACGAAACACGUGACAACUUAAUCUCAAACUCUAAUAAUAUUGUAUUAGUGGCCUAUCGUGUGUGAGUAGAAGUCAAGCUCCCUUACCCGACUUGUGAUAAUUAGGCCUAGCGAUAUAGAUGUCCGUAUUUCAUCUCCACUCAGUUAGUUGACUGUUAGAUAUAUGUGAAUAUUAUACAGCACUCAGGAUCUACAAACGAUUGGAUUUAAUUCAGACCACUCGAUUUGAUUACCGUUAAACUUAGUUGUAGGUGGAAACAGUGACAACUGUCCCAGGUUAUAAGUUUACUGACACUUGGUUAUGGCUAACAACAAGGACAUACUGCUGUCAGAACUUGACCAGGUGAAGCAGAAAGCUCCACACAUUGAAGGGGUCACCUUAGAAGCAUGUCUACCAGAGAUUGUCAGAGUUCAUAUUUAUGUAGAUGACAUGAGACAGAUGACAGCUGUGAUGCAGUUUCUGGAGAACUAUCCCACUGAUGCCCUGGUGGUUGAACUGAAGAGUAAAACGUUAACAGAAAAACUACUGGAUGGGGUCGUCAAGGUCUGCGACAUAGAGGCACGCAAAUACACAGGGCAGAAACAGGUUAUACUGAUCAUCAACUUUCUAAAGCAAUUCCUGAUCGACCAUCCCCUGUGUAUCGUGAAUGAUGAAGUGGGCAAGGUGAAGAAGGAGCUCCUGUCGGACGAGGACAGGUGUAAACUGAUGCAGUCGACCUCACAGAUUUUGCUGAAGGUCAAGGAGGAGGAAUACCACAUGAGCUUUAAAAUCUCAGUUCCCCCAGACUAUCCAAACAAACAAGUGCAAAUAGAAAUGUCAGAAAACAACUUUCCUGAUUUACUGAAGUCAAACUUCGUGGGUCAAGCAGUAGAAAUAGCCAGACAGUGUGUGCAACCUCCACUCAAAAAGAAACCCAAGGAGCCUCCAUUUGAACCCAAGCCAUCAUUAUACCCAGUUUGUGAACACCUAAUUCAGCAGUGCGUCAAGAGAUACGCGAGAGAGAACUGUCCACUGUGUGACGACAGAGUCCUUCCCAGGGAUCCAUCAGAAUUAACCAAGUUAGAUAAGAAGAAAAGAAUAGAACGAGUUUACUGCGGCCAUCUGUUUCAUUAUUUCUGUUUAUAUAAAUUCAUGAAAACACCUCCUUUUGCAGCUGGAAAAUUCUGUCCAAAUUGUGGUCAACAGAUUUUCCACGACAAAUUCAAGGUUUCAGCGGAAUUAGCGGAAGCGCGAUGGGCUCACAAACAGGCCAGACAGCGAGAACUAGCUGAAGUUGUGGACUUUCUAGAAUGAAAUUUGUAGACUUUAGGCAAUAUUUAAUGAAUUAAAUGUGAUAUUUUUUAAUUAAGUCAUUUUUAGAUUUCAUACAUUAAGGUUCUGAUACUGUGUAUGUACUUAUGAUAACACAUUCAGAAGGACCGGGAAUGACUACAUCCAUAUUCUGCCCAUACAGCUUACAUUCAAACAUUCGUUGAUUUAUCUGAAAUGGCCUACAUUUUUCAUAACGCUAUGUGAGUUAUUUCCUCCUGAUUACAGAGGGCGUGCAGCAAAUUGCGGUCCUCAGUUGACGGUGCCAUAUUUAAAAUUUACUAUUUUUGAUUGCUAUCAAUUGCCAGUUUAGCAAUUUUUCUAAGAAUUAAGUGUAAUGACUUAAAAAUAGUAUAAUUAAACAAAAUAUUUUAGCCACUAAUUACAUUAAUAUGUGUCCCUUGUGUGGUUUUCUCACAAGCAAUGCAUGGUUAUGAUGUAACAGUCACUAAAGUAUGUAAAUAUUACCUAGUCCUCGAUUUCUUUAGAUCAGAAUCAUGAUGUCCUUAGUAUAUCAGCAAUUCUUCAUUAUUGAUUUUUAUCAAUAUUUUCGACAACCAAAACACAAAAAAACAUGCAAUACAAUAUGCUUUAAAACACACGUAAAACCAACACAUACCAGUACAUGUACGUUACCAAUUUAUCAUUUCACACUGAACAAAACUAUUUGUUGCUAAAUGUACACUAGGUGCCAAUAAAUAAAGCAUGUUAAUCAUCUCGAAUUCGUAUGUCUAGUGUAAUAUUUUUGUUAAAAUAUUUUUUCGUGUGUGAUUCAAUCUUUUGAAAGUUAAAUUUUGUGUACAUCAACUUACACCUCUUCUUGCACUUCAAUUACUCAAAUGAGCACAAAAACAAUCAUCAGGCUCCUAGCAACAAUGGGUCUGCCUCCUCUUAUUAUUACAUACAAACUUGGUUAUUUUUACGUGCAGAGAUUGAUAUACUAAAGACUUUGGUAAUCUAAACUUUACAAUACACUAUUUGUUAAUACCAUAUAUGUGAAGUUUUGGACUGCAAUCAUAAGCGCGCCCCCAACUUCCGGUGUAAGGGGAGUAACUGCAAAAAUGUAGGCCAUUCAGAAACUUUCAUAGAAGACUUGCUAUAGAUAUAUUUAUUAUAAGUACAACCAGUACUUCUGUGUUUUUAUGCAUAAUUACUUAUAAGAGCUUAUAUGUAUCCAGAUUUAUUUUUUUUUUUUGAAUGCUUGGCUUUAAAGCUUUAAGAGAAAUUUUCAAAGUCAGUACUGAUGUACAUAAACAUAAGAAUUAUUCAGAAAUUAUUACUCUCAGACACUAGUCUUAUACCUUUGACAACUAAUUCAAAAUAUCACGCACUACAUUGACUGGAAUCAUGUAAAUUAAUAUGGUGGAGGAGGGGGGGCAAGUUUUAUGGAUUUCCAAGAUUUUUUACCGUUUUUUUUGGGGGGGGGGGUUGUUAAUUUCGUGGAUAUGAUUUCCAUACAAUGGCAGAGUAUUUUAACAUUUCAUUGAGUUUAAAUAUUAAUUGGCAUGCACGGAAUCCAUAAAAAUGGAGCCCACCCCCACCCCACCCCACCCCCAAAUUCACUCAUUCCACAGUACUACAGCACCAUGUAUAAGUGGGACUGAGUGAAAUUCUAGUGAGUACUUCAUGUAUAAGUGGGACUGAGUGAAAUUCUAGUGAGUACUUCAUGUAUAUGUGGGACUGAGUGAAAUUCUAGUGAGUACUUCAUGUAUAUGUGGGACUGAGUGAAAUUCUAGUGAGUACUUCAUGUAUAAGUGGGACUGAGUGAAAUUCUAGUGAGUACAUCAUGUAUAUGUGGAACUGAGUGAAAUUCUAGUGAGUACUUCAUGUAUAUGUGGUAAAAUUUUCGAUACCUGCAUUAAGAUCCAGGCUGUAUAGUUUCUGUUUAUAGUUUGGGUUUUUGCUAAAAUAUCAUUUUGACUUUCAAACAGAAAUAUGAACUGCCAAAAUAUCAUAUUUCUUGUUUAUUUUUCUAUCCACAGUUUUAUUUACAUUUAGUAUGUGCAUUGAAUUGGUGCACAGAAACCAUGUGCUGAUCUGAUAUACAACAGAACAUGGUAUGGAUGAAAACCCUGUUUACCAAAAAUUUACAAAAAAUCUAAUGCUGAUAAGUUUUCCACAAAUUCAUUCAGGGUGUGCUUUAAAAAUGUCAUACAGGUAUGAGACAUUUUCUGAAUUGAAAGUGAAAGCCAGAGGUUGAGAUUGUGAAUUAUUCAAAUGAACUGAAAAGAUCUUGUGUAUGAAGAUUAUUUCUGUUUAUAGGUGCUAAGAAACUAUUGUAUAUUUCGUACUUUGUGUUGUCAGGAAAGGAGGUUGACACUUACAAAUGUAUGUAUCACUUUGCAUAUAUAUUUUCUAUAUCCAUUUUUUCUGUCUCCAUUUGUCUCUCUAUCCAUUUUGUCUGUCUAUCCAUUUGUCCAUCUAUUCAUUGUCUGUCAAUCCAUUUGUCUGUCUAUCCAUUUGUCUGUCUAUCCAUUUUGUCCAGCUAUUCAUCACUUUUAUAACUUCACUAAAGGCAACACAACACAGGACAUCUUGCUGAAUCUCGUGGACUAGAUAUGGAAUACUUACACAUUUAACAAAAUAAAUGCUUAUGUGAGAAAAAGUUUUAGGUUCAAUGCAGAAUGUGGAUUGUUAGACUGUCUUGUAUUUUAAGUUUUAAAGCUCUGUUUUUUAUUUUAUUUCAGUGUACAAGAUUUUAUAGAAUCUCGGUUAAUUAGUAAAUUAUUUGAGACUGUAGCCGACUUUAUUCACAUACUUGUAAAUUCAUUUCCAAAUAGUGUAGUCACAGUUUGUGCUUUAGAGUCAUGUUUGACAGGCUUUUAUAUUUCAAUGAGCUUUGAAAUAUAUAAUUUGUUUUAUAUGUGAGAGAGAGAUAGAAAGAAUGUCGUGUUGAAACCUUAGAAAUGUUAAAGUUCAUCUAUUUGAUGAACUGUCAAAUUAAAAUGUAAUAAUACUGUCAGCAUUAGUGUUAUUCCUGUACAGGGAUUCUUAUUUUUGUACACAAUUCAGUGACGAUAUACCGUAUUGAUGAUUGAAAUGAUGUCUGUCCUGAAUGCCAUUAUGUGAACUCAGUUGCCGUAUUGAACAACAAAUAGUUUGUACUUAUUAACGACAUUUGCUUCAAACAAUCCUUUUUCAAAGAUGAUGAAAAGGAAAACUAAAUUUAUGUUUUUUGUAAGUAAAAUUAAUACAAUUAA
Ostrea edulis (European flat oyster) is the source of this 4645-nucleotide messenger RNA. RefSeq lists its product as uncharacterized. The transcript is spliced from 7 exons. The record is from RefSeq and is a predicted model, not a curated record. Bases 438 to 1430 code for a protein of 330 amino acids. Lineage: Eukaryota; Metazoa; Mollusca; Bivalvia; Ostreida; Ostreidae.